Molecule: messenger RNA, 1090 nt
Organism: Lactuca virosa
Lineage: Eukaryota; Viridiplantae; Streptophyta; Magnoliopsida; Asterales; Asteraceae
Source: the annotation of a GenBank genome assembly
UGUUGAAGUCGACCAUUGCCCUCAUGUUAUCAACCCUCUACCCGCAAAAGUUAUUCCCCAUCAAAUUAGCGUCUUUUGUAGUGCAUUACCACGAAGCCCACCAACUGCUCGACAAAAUUCCUCAACCAACAUUCCAACUCUCGAGACCGCCUCUUACAAACUCCCUCCAACUUCAGCUUGCGUCCAUCUCCCUUUCUGCAGCAAACGCUGCCAUUAUUGUGACUUCCCAAUAUUAGCUUUGGGUUCUUCUUCAACAGAAACCGCAGACGAUGAUCCAAGAAUCUCAAAUUACAUCCAUCUUCUUAUUCGCGAAAUGGAAGCAACGCAAACAAAUUUUAACCAACACCCACCUCUUGAAACUGUCUUCUUCGGUGGUGGCACGCCUUUGUUGGUGCCACCAAGACUCGUUGCUAAGGUCCUUGACACGUUGAGAUCGAAAUUUGGUUUGUGUUUGGAUCCCGAGAUAUCAAUGGAAAUGGACCCCGGAACAUUUGAUGCAAAGAAACUAAAAGAGUUGAUGGGAUUGGGUGUGAAUAGGGUGUGUUUAGGAGUUCAAGCAUUUCAAGAAGAGUUGUUGAAAGCUUGUGGGAGAGCUCAUGGUGUUGACGAGGUUCAUGAGGCAAUUGAGAUUAUUAAUUCAUGUGGUGUCAUGAAUUGGAGCAUGGAUCUCAUUUCUUCUCUCUCGCACCAAACUCAAGAAAUGUGGGAAGAGAGUUUGAAGCUCACUGUUGACGCCAACCCUAAUCAUGUCUCGAUUUAUGACCUUCAAGUUGAGAAAGACACCAAAUUUGGUUCAUUGUAUAUACUAGGUGAGUUUCCACUUCCAAACGACAUCCGAUCUGCAAAAUUCUACAGAAUGGCUUCAAAAAAUCUUUCAGAGGCUAAUUACGAGCAUUAUGAAGUCAGUAGUUAUAGCAAAAGUGGAUUUGAGUGCAAGCACAAUUACACAUACUGGAUAAACAAACCUUUUUACGCGUUUGGCUUAAGUUUUGCUAGUUAUAUCAAUGGAACAAGAUAUUCAAGACCAAAGAAGUUAAAAGAUUACACAGAUUAUGUCAAGAAUUUGGAGGGUGGAUUAGUUGAUUUGUGA